Molecule: messenger RNA, 916 nt
Organism: Arachis duranensis
Lineage: Eukaryota; Viridiplantae; Streptophyta; Magnoliopsida; Fabales; Fabaceae
Product: transcription factor bHLH51-like
Exons: 3
Coding region: 89-769 (226 amino acids)
Biological process (GO): regulation of DNA-templated transcription
Molecular function (GO): DNA-binding transcription factor activity; protein dimerization activity
Source: RefSeq, a predicted model, not a curated record
AAAAUAAUGAUAACAAUAAAAGUUUAAUAGAAGAAAAAAAAGAAACUCUAGUAGAUUGGUUUUGCAUUUUCUUGUUGUUGCUGUGAUCAUGGAGAAUUAUGAUCAUUGUUCUUUAUUUCUAGACCCUUCACAAACACUGCCUCAUGUCUCAGAUUGUAAUUCUCUUCAUCAUCAAUUUGGUGGUGAGUUUCAUUCAUGGCCGGCACCGGUCGAAAUGGUGGCCGGAGACAGAGCUGCUAGUGCUUCCAAGAGCCAUAGUCAGGCCGAGAAGCGGCGCAGGGACCGGAUCAAUGCACAGCUUACAAGUCUAAGGAAACUAAUUCCAAAAUCUGAUAAGAUGGACAAGGCAGCUUUACUAGGAAGUGUGAUAGAGCAAGUGAAGGAUCUAAAGAGAAAAGCAAUUGAAGUUAGCAAAGCCAUAACCGUUCCAACUGAAUCCGACGAAAUAACAAUCGAAUAUGAUCCCAGUGCGCGUGACGAGAGCCUAAAGAUGAAGAACAAAGUUGUGAUCAAGGCAUCUGUUUGCUGCGACGAUCGGCCGGAGCUGUUCUCGGAACUAAUCCAAGUCCUAAAAGGAUUAAGGCUGACGGCAGUUAGAGCUGACAUAGCAAGUGUUGGUGGAAGAAUGAAAGGCACAUUUUUGCUUUGUUCUAAGGAUAAUGAAAAGGUUGUUUGCCUUGGUACUCUCAAGCAUUCACUUAAAUCAGUUGUGACAAAAAUUGCUUCAUCUUCCAUUGCAACAAAUUGGCCUACUAGAAGUCCAUAUUGAAGACUGAAUGGUAAAACACAUCCCAAUAGUGGUGCUAUUUGUGUAGAUUACUUUUUGGAAUGGAUGGCACUUAAACCCAACUUACAACACAGCAAACAAUCAUAAAAGAAAGGCUAAAUAUGUUGCAACUUUGUGACGAAUGAUCAA